This is a messenger RNA of Striga hermonthica, 1077 nucleotides long. The record is from the annotation of a GenBank genome assembly. NCBI's taxonomy places the organism in Eukaryota, Viridiplantae, Streptophyta, Magnoliopsida, Lamiales, Orobanchaceae.
AUGAGUCGUGCUCAAGAACCACACAGGCCUUUUCUCUCUUUCGGGAACCCUUUCCGUAUGCUAUCCCCAAAGGGUUCUCAUCUCUCUCCCAAGCUCCUCUCUUUACUGAACACUUUCGAGGAAACUCUCGCGGGCCGGAUCAAGAAGCUUAUGCCCGCAAGCAAGGAGGAUGUCCUCCGUUUAUCAUGGAUGAGGUGUGCUGUCGAGUCCCUUUGCGAGAUACACACAGAUGUGAAAACCCUUAUCACGGCCCUCGAGCUUCCCAUUUGUGACUGGGAAGACAAAUGGGUCGACGUCUAUUUGGACAACAGCGUAAAACUGCUCGACAUAUGCAUUGCUUUCACCUCUGAGAUCUCUCGUCUCAAGCAAGGCCAUCUCUACCUCCAAUGCGUGUCCCAUAACCUGAGUAGUGAUGAUGUUGCCUCCCCACAGAAGUUCUUAAGAGCCCGCUCGUCUCUAGACGGGUGGAAAAAGCACGUCGGCUCGAAAAACGCGAGGCUCGACAAGUGCUUUGCCAUGAUGGAUGGACUCGCCCAGAAGUUGGACUUGCCGAAGAUCAAAAACUCGGCGAAGGGGAAAAUCUUGAUGCGGGCAAUGUACGGCGUUAAGGCAGUCACCCUUCUGAUUUGCAGCAUAUUUGCUGCUGCCUUCUCGGGCUCAUCAAAGAAGCUGAUGGACUUGAAGAUAACCGAGUCGUUUUUUUGGGCGGAGGCUUUUGCCGAGCUCCAGGCUUUCGUAAAUACCGAGAUUCGAAGCUUGUAUUCGAGCGGGAGGGUCACGGUGCUCAAGGAACUUGAAUCUGUCGAUCAUCGUGUGAAUAAAUUGUAUCCUAUCGUUGGGGAAAGUGCAGUGCCAGUCGAGAUUGAGAAAUUGUCUGAAUUGACGUCUAAUUUGAGGAAAUCGGCCGAGAAUCUUUCGGUUGGACUGGAUUCGCUUGGUAAGGAAGUAGAUGGGUUUUUCCAGAUUGUUCUAACAGGUCGUGAUGCGUUGCUUUCUAACCUUAGAGUAGGAGCUGGUGUUUCUGAUGGUGGAAAAGCUAACAACAGUAACAAAGUUGGAGAUUUGGUGUUUGGGUGA